Molecule: messenger RNA, 930 nt
Organism: Gamsiella multidivaricata
Lineage: Eukaryota; Fungi; Mortierellomycota; Mortierellomycetes; Mortierellales; Mortierellaceae
Exons: 1
Coding region: 1-930 (309 amino acids)
Molecular function (GO): protein binding
Source: RefSeq, a predicted model, not a curated record
AUGAUCGAUCCAGAGCUCUUGCCGCCAAACUGGCCCAAGCAGGUCAAGUACUUGAUUGACUACGAAUACCAUCCUGCUAUCUCCCCCUCGGUCCUGGGUCUUGUUCAAGGACGACGGCGGAAAAAGAGCGAACAGCAUAAGGAUCCCGGAACCAUGAGUACUUUGACACAGUGGCCACAGGCUCACAGUGUUGAGGACGUGCAGGAAGUCUGCGAGAAGAACAAUGAUGACACGGACGAGGACGAGCCAGACAACGAGGACAGAUCAUGGGACGAAGCCGAGGAUGAGCCAAAUAACGAGGACGGAUCAAGGGACGAAGGCGAGGACGAGUACGACAAUCUACCUAUCGGACACGCCAUCUCAGGACUCCUUCGGUCUCGACUACAAUCCACAACCAAUGAUAAUAAUGACUCCAGUAUCGUACCUCUUCCACCAUACGAAAUCCGUCUCAUCGACUCUCCGCUUACCCACCCAGUUCUCGGAUCCUAUGGUCUUUUUGCAACCGAACCCCUCCGUCCCGGCCGCCAUCUCCUUGACUAUAUCUCUCUCAUUGUCCCUGACGAAUACGCCGAUCCGGAAUCAGAUCAUACACUCUAUCUUUGCAACGACCUCAACCUCGACGCAUCCGCCCAGGGGAAUCACGGACGCUUUGUGAACGACUUUCGGAGGAUCAGGACUCAACAGCAGGGUCCAAACGUCGCCUGGGAUCUAUACCGAGAUGCCGACACAGGAGAGGUUCGGAUGGGCUGCAAGGUGCUGAAGAGGAUCCAACCUGGAGAGGAGAUCUUGUGUACCUAUGGGAAGGCCUAUUGGAAGAGCCGUGGCAUUCCAGUCUCGGGAAACGAGUGGGAGGAUACUUGGGAUACGGAUCUGGAGGAUUGGAGUGAGAAUGAGGUCGAGCAAGAUAAGCAAGCGCAGCAGCCUAAAUAA